Messenger RNA from Debaryomyces fabryi, 930 nucleotides. Its product is annotated as mitochondrial 37S ribosomal protein mS35. The transcript has a single exon. Gene Ontology annotation, biological process: mitochondrial translation. Gene Ontology annotation, cellular component: mitochondrial small ribosomal subunit. The coding region runs from base 1 to 930 and encodes 309 amino acids. Lineage: Eukaryota; Fungi; Ascomycota; Pichiomycetes; Serinales; Debaryomycetaceae. The record is from RefSeq and is a predicted model, not a curated record. Gene Ontology annotation, molecular function: structural constituent of ribosome.
AUGUAUUCAGGUAGAAAUGUACCUAGAGUUUUGAAAAACUACUCUAAUUAUAGAGUUAGUCGUUCAUAUUCAAAGUCAGAACUGAGUGGACCUUUAUAUCUUAAUCCACACGCUUGGAAAGGUUUACCUGCGGACAGAAUAUUCGAAUUGCACAACUUGAGAAAAGAUGCUAUGGGUGAGAAAUAUAACCCAGAUGAUGAAGAAAGAAGUGCUAUAUUAUCCACCUUCACAUCUUUAGGAAAAGUCAAACCGACAUUAGAGUAUGCUUAUGAAAUUGAUAACUUCAAGGAAAGGCAUAUGAAUAACACGCCUGUAAACUUAAGAGGAUUACCGCCUAUGAAAAGUAAUAUUAAUGUUAUUGACAAAGGUGCCACAUCCCAUGAACAGAGAAAAAUAGAACAGUUGCAUAGAGUCAGUGCAUAUGAAAUGCCAUUAUUAGCAAAGUUCCGUCAAGAAUAUAAACCAGAACCAACUACGAAUACACCAAUCAAAUUAUCUUUUAAUACUGAUUUUAGUGAUGGAUCCAAUUCAUUGAAUCGUAAGGUGACAUUACUGUGUAACAUAGAAGACUUGAAUUUGAAUGAGAAACAGCAAAGGAAAUUUAAAAUCUUGGCUACUAACAGAUUUAAUCAUCAUACCAACACGAUCAAAUUUUCUACUAACCAACAUGCAGAAGCUACGCAAAAUGCUCGCCACUUAGUAUCUAUUUUCAAUAGACUAUUAGAGGCAUCAAAAGAUUUAUCUGAUGACUUUUCUGAUAUUCCGGUAGACUCUCGCCAUAUGCAUACCAAAAAGGCUGAAUCAUCGUUCCCAGAAGCCUGGAAAAGACCUGAAGAUGCGCCUAUUGCUAGACACAAGAUUAUAAGAAGGUUGGUUGAUGAAGUUAAGCAAAAGCAGGAUGCUAAAUAUAUUAAGAAGUAUUCCCCAUGA